Messenger RNA from Notothenia coriiceps (black rockcod), 586 nucleotides. Its product is annotated as laminin subunit beta-2-like. The transcript is spliced from 4 exons. The record is from RefSeq and is a predicted model, not a curated record. Gene Ontology annotation, cellular component: laminin trimer. Lineage: Eukaryota; Metazoa; Chordata; Actinopteri; Perciformes; Nototheniidae. Gene Ontology annotation, biological process: axon guidance; animal organ morphogenesis; cell migration. The coding region runs from base 40 to 564 and encodes 174 amino acids.
UGUAACUGUAACGGCCACUCCAGCACGUGCCACUUCGACAUGGCGAUGUAUCAGGCCACAGGAAAUGUGAGCGGAGGAGUGUGUGACGACUGUCAGCACAACACCAUGGGACGCAACUGUGAGAUGUGCAAACCCUUCUACUACCAAGACGCUUUCAAAGAUAUCAGGGACCCACAAGUCUGUGUUGCCUGUGACUGCGACCCGGAUGGUUCUCAGAAUGGAGGGAUGUGCGACAGCCACACAGAGCCCUCCCUUGGCAUGGUGGGAGGUCAGUGCCGCUGCAAGGCCAAUGUGGAGGGGCCGCGCUGCGACAAGUGUAAGACCGGCUACUUCGGCCUGAGCGCUGAAAACCCUCAGGGCUGCCAACCUUGCCGCUGUGACCCCCGAGGAACAGUGUCAGGUCGCUCCCAGUGUGACCCCGUCAGUGGAGACUGCUUCUGCAAGCGUCUCGUCACUGGACGCAGCUGUGAUCAGUGUUUGCCUGAACACUGGGCUCUGAGCCACGACCUGAACGGCUGCCGGGGCUGCGAGUGUGACAUCGGAGGAGCCCAUGACAACCAGUGAGUGACGCUGUAGCUUAAGUCAG